Dothidotthia symphoricarpi CBS 119687 is the source of this 297-nucleotide messenger RNA. RefSeq lists its product as uncharacterized. The record is from RefSeq and is a predicted model, not a curated record. Gene Ontology annotation, cellular component: mitochondrion. The annotation marks the transcript as partial. The transcript is spliced from 2 exons. Lineage: Eukaryota; Fungi; Ascomycota; Dothideomycetes; Pleosporales; Dothidotthiaceae.
CAGACCUUCUAUAAUUACACAUCUGGUAGAUGGUUGUACAACGAGCGUUUGCGUCUCUCUGAAAGGCGACGUCAUAUCGACAUCCAUGAGCUCUGUCAGGCUGUUGCCAAGUCUGUCGGUCGUUCCACUGAUGACAUCACUACCUUCGCAAAAAUUGCUGAAGGUGGUUCAUACCGUAUCUUUGAAGCGACAUUUCAAGAUAGGAUGGAUGUGAUUGUGCGACUUCCAUACCCUUCCACAGUACCUCGAGAAUAUGGUAUUGUUAGUGAGGUCGCUACAAUGGAAUAUCUACGUCUG